Molecule: messenger RNA, 2622 nt
Organism: Fundulus heteroclitus (mummichog)
Lineage: Eukaryota; Metazoa; Chordata; Actinopteri; Cyprinodontiformes; Fundulidae
Gene: wnt11
Product: wingless-type MMTV integration site family, member 11
Exons: 6
Coding region: 479-1552 (357 amino acids)
Biological process (GO): multicellular organism development; neuron differentiation; cell fate commitment
Cellular component (GO): extracellular region
Molecular function (GO): cytokine activity; frizzled binding
Source: RefSeq, a predicted model, not a curated record
CCACCCAGCCUACUUCCACCCCAGCCUCUCACACACGCUCAGGCUGCUGGCCGACAAACGCGCACUCACACCAUGCGUACCUGUCCGGAGCACAACCGCCGCCCCGUCUUGGGUUCUACCAAAGCUUCCGGCUGAUAGGAACCGGGACAGCUGACCUGAAGGAUAGAGCGAGCCGCUGGGAUUUAACUGGGUGUUUUUCUCCCUCCUCCUUUCUUCUCCUCCUGGCUGCUGCUUGUGUGGACUUGUGGAGCGGCGCGGUAAAAGGUGAGCUGCGGAGAUUUGGCUGGAGGGAAAGUUGCGCUGUUCAAAGGUUGCGCUGGACGGCAUCAGCGGAGCUGCAGCCAACAAACGCGAUCGGAACCUUUAAUUGGUCGUUUUCUGUCAGGAUUUCCAGUCGGGGGCCCGUGCCAUGAGCGCUGACCUCUGAGCGCGAUCCCUUGGUGUUUGUGUCCUGUGUGAACUGGAAUCAGCGGCCAUCAUGAGGAGCAGCUCUCACAUCCUGCCUCUUGUUGUGCUUACUGCUCUGCUGCUGUCUCAGGUCUGCUCGGGCAUCAAAUGGCUAACGCUGUCACACACUCCUGCCUCCAUACCCGUCAACCAGACGCAGCACUGCAAGCUGCUCCCAAGCCUGGUGUCCUUCCAGGCUCAGCUGUGCCGCAGCAACCUGGAGCUCAUGCAGACCAUCUUCCAAGCUGCCCGCGAAGUCAAGAAAACGUGCCAGAAGACAUUUGCCGACAUGCGCUGGAACUGCUCCUCCAUCGAAAUCCCCUUCGACGCCACAAAGUAUCGGCCGGACCUGGAGAGAGGAACAAGGGAGGCCGCGUUCGUGUACGCGCUCUCCGCAGCAACCAUCAGCCACACCAUUGCCCAAGCUUGCACCUCUGGGGACCUCCGGUUGUGUUCAUGUGGCCCCAUCCCUGCAGAAAUCCCAGAGCCCGGCUACCGCUGGGGCGGCUGUGCCGACAACCUUAACUACGGCUUAUUCAUGGGCGCCAAGUUUUCCGACGCUCCCAUGAAGGUGAAGCGCUCUGGUUCCAGUGCGAACAAACUGAUGCAGCUACACAACAGUGAAGUCGGGAGACAGGUACUGAAAGAGGCAUUGGUGAUGAAGUGUAAAUGCCAUGGUGUUUCUGGAUCCUGCUCCAUAAGGACCUGCUGGAAAGGCCUCCAAGACCUCAGGGAGAUUGCCAUGGACCUGAAGUCCAAGUACCUCUCUGCUACCAAGGUGGUUUACCGGGCUACGGGCACACGCAAGCAUCUUGUACCCAAAGACAUUGAUAUCAGGCCGCUGAGGGAGAAUGAAAUGAUCUAUUUGCACAGCUCCCCUGACUUCUGCACCAAGAAUGAAAAGCAGGGUUCGGUUGGCACACAGGACAGGCAAUGCAAUAAAACAUCCGUCGGCAGCGACAGCUGUGACCUGAUGUGUUGCGGCCGUGGCUACAACCCCUACACAGAGAAGCUGGUUGAGCGCUGCCACUGCAAGUACCACUGGUGCUGCUACGUAACCUGCAAAAAGUGCGAGCGGAUCGUAGAGAAAUAUGUCUGCAAGUGAUUCCGGCUCCACCAGUGGCCCCUCGGCUUUGUACCAAGCCCCUCAAAGGCUACAAAUUAACCAAAGCACUACAGUACCAAGAAGGUUUACUUCUGUCUUCAGCUUUAGCACACAUAUCUCAACAAGAAUUGGUAUAUUCUUGUGCAAUAUCCGUAUCAUAGUGCAUCUCCAAACUUCCAACUGGGCUUCGAAGUUUCUUCCUGCACAAACAUCCAUGGGAAAAGUGUGGCAACAGGGCAAACCAGUUCAUGUGAUGAUCACCGUCCUUCUGGGUAUUAUCAUCUGUCAUGGUAAAAAUGAUAACCCCUGCCGCCAGCAGAGAUACAGAAAGCCAGUUUAAACAUAUCUCUAAUAAAAAGAAAUAAUAUUGGAUUUUAUGCUGACUUAUGUUUGGCAUCCUUCCCUGGAUAUUAAACGGGUGCUUGCGGAUCCUCUUUUUUUUUUUUUUUUUUUUUAAGGUACUAUCAAAAGGUUUUUUUCUUCUGAAAGAGUGGACCAUAGAAGAAAGGGGAACACAAAGGGAAAAACCUCAUUUGCUGUUUGAUCACAGAACAUUUUGUGGUUGAUGCCUGGGACUCAUCACAUGCCCCGCUUGGACCAUGACAUGCCCGAUUCCCUGUGGGAUGACAGAAGAAAUAAAAAAACUUUGUGAAAUGGAGCAUUAUCUCUGUUUUGUCUGAUAUGCAGGCAAAUCAAAAUAUAUUCUAUUUUUCAGAGCAUAUGAGUUUAACAUGGAUUUUGUAUACCACUUUUGUGUGGGUGUAUAUACUGUUAUUUUGUAUACUGAAAUAAAGAAAUAAGUAUUUAUAAAAUGUUCCAUAAUCCUAGACUUUUUGCAUUUUAAAUGAAACACCAUUAAGUGUAAUGUUUUUUAUAUAUUUUAAAACAUUUGGAGCUUAUUUUUUGUAGUGGUUUAGCUCAGAUGCAGUGCCUUGCAAACACAUUCAUACCCAUUGAACUCCAAGGUGUGUUUUUUUUUUACUUUUAUGUGAUAGACCAACACAGAGUAUGGUGAAGGCAAAAUCAAAUAUGGGUUUAAAACGCUUUUCAAAAUAAAAAUCUGAGAAGUG